Messenger RNA from Trypanosoma rangeli, 420 nucleotides. RefSeq lists its product as uncharacterized. Bases 1 to 420 code for a protein of 139 amino acids. Lineage: Eukaryota; Euglenozoa; Kinetoplastea; Trypanosomatida; Trypanosomatidae. The record is from RefSeq and is a predicted model, not a curated record. The transcript has a single exon.
AUGCCGACACAUGUGCCGGAUCCUGCACCCUGCGCAGUGGAGGCUACAUUGUGGCGGUCGUGCCUCAAGGAGUUUGAUUACAGCCCGGAUCACCCGGAAGGGGCUUGCCAGAAGCAGCGUGUUGGCUACUACAACUGCAUCAAGGGGUGGAAGGAACGACAGAACGAGGCCUACGAUUACAGCAGAUUUAAUUUGGUAAAGGAGUGCGCAAAGGAGGCGGAGAGGUUGCAUCAGUGCAUGAUGGUCAACAUGUUUGAGGCAUCGCGCUGCCAGGAGGCGAUGACACACUUGAAGCGCUGCGCCGCACGGUACGACCCGGAGGUGCGGAAGGCUCUGGCGGACGAUCCUGCUCUCAGUGCCCUCGAUGAUGAACCAGAGGGCAUCAAACGACUGUGGUACCGUGCCAUCGGCAAACUGUAA